UCUCUCUCCCUCCCUCCCUCUCUCUCUCAAACGUAUCGAUUGGCUGCGGAAUAGAGAAUUUCUGAGCGGAAGACGAUUGCUCCGCGAACGUCACUGCGCAGACGCGCGCGCAAAAAAAAAGGGGGAAGGAGUCUCGUUAUCGUCUCUCUUUAUUUACCUUGGCUUCUCCAAUUGUAAGUUUGACUCGAGAGACGCUCCGGCUAUUUUUACGGCAUCUGUGCUGUUAUAGGUGUUUAUUUGUAACAAUGUACGCGUUGAACGUGGGUGGUAUGUAGCUUUUAAUAUCGAGGUGUGCCAAAGAGGUUGUUACGGGAAUGGAAAAUAGCAAUGAAUGAUGAUUGUCGAAAAUUCACGGCGUCUCGUGAGCGAGUCGCGAAAAAUUACUUUCUGCGCUCGCUUUCUUUUAGGAGACUCAGGUUCACGAUGCGUCGCACAGAAGUCCCGUCUGGGCAGUCGAGCGGUUCGCACGUCUUCCGACGGAAGAUAAAUUUUUGAUCCUGCGGGAUUGCAUCAUCCCGCGCGUGGCCCGGUUACCGGGCCAUUGCAUUGUUUAACUCAUAUUUAGCCUAUUGGUUCGACGUGGCCGUGUGCUAUAGGGUGGGGACUUAUACAUUGGAGGACAAUUGGUUCGACGUGGCCGUGUCGGCUCAGCGUUUGAGCCGGGAGCCAUAGGAUAGAAGAAGAAGAAGACGAUGCGUCGCGAUUAGUCUCGCUGGUAGAGGUCUGCCGUCGUCAGUAUGAACGUGAGUGACGCGGAGACGUACGACGAGGACGUCAACGAUCAACCGGUCGAUUACAGCAAAAAGUACGUCGAGAGGAAUGCCACGCCGCAGAAUCAACGCCCGGCCGACGGUUCGCAGGCGAGCCACGUGUCGAAGAAGGAGUUCGAGGAGCGCGACAGCAAGGUGGACCUGUUCGGCGACUAUGCCGAGACCGAUCUCGAUCAGCCCACGGAUUAUAGUCUGCGAUACGCCGAGGACGACACCGACGAGGAGGAGAAGCAGGACAACGAGUACUUUCCCGGCAGCGAGCAGGAGGACACCGUCAAGACUUAUUGCACGGAGGGAACCCCAUACGAGACUCCCUUCAACUUCUCCACGGCCACUUCCAUGUCGGAUCUGCGAGUUGAAGACAUAAAAGAGAACGUACUUGUGAAGAAGCUGCCGAAGAAGCCGACCGAGGCCAGCAAAGUACCUGUGUCCUUCAUCAAGCAGACCGAGCCUCUUAGUUGCGACGAGCAGAGUGAUCUACGAACGAAAGAGCUCGAGGAGGACAAUUCGAAGGACGCCGCCGUUCUUAAUCCUGGACAAGUGACGCCAGAGAAGAUGGUCAAUUAUUACGAGGAGGAGGAGACGUCUCGUGGCUUCUCACGCGCCAAUUCGCUUAGCUCUCUGAGUAGCGCGAAUACUCCUCAGAACAAUGUCACGGAUGUUAUGUCGAAGGAAGAUUUACCGCCUCCCGCGAAUAAGGAAGAGUUGGAAAAUGCUGACCGCAGUGUUGCAAGGCUGAGCAGCAAUCAAACCGAACUGUCGUCGGUGAACGAUACUUCUUUUGAAAAUAAGAGCAGCCCACGUGUGUUAGAUAAAGAAGGAAAAAUGGUGACAUUCGGUGGCCAAGAUUACUACACGGAAGAAACCCCUUUAAUGUUUUCACGCUGUAGUUCGCUUGGCUCGUUGAGUGGUUUCGAGCAAUAUUCCAUCCACGAUGACCGUAGUUCUGUGAUCAGUGACUUUAGCCGUAGGACCAGUGGCGUAGUCUCGCCCAGUGAACUGCCUGACUCGCCCACGCAAACAGUUUUGCCCAGUCCACGCAAUCAUAAACCCCAGAAUGCAGAAUUUAUAUCGAAGAUACAAGACGAAGCAGUAAGACCAUCAGUCCGGCAUUUAUCAUUUUCUAAACCGCCUGCCACCAGGACUAGUGUUUUCGAAGAUGACAUUGCCACUUUCAAGGAAGAAUCAACACCAAUCGAAUUUUCCAGUACUACCAGCCUGAGCUCUCUUACAAUCGACGACGAAAUCAAAAUACCCAAUGACACUAAGACAUAUCGCACAAUGGAAGGAACAUUUGAUACAAACGAGAAAGACGUUCGUGCACUCGAGAAAGAUAUGCUUGAUAUGAAAAUAAGUAGCUCAGAUAAUAAUGUGAAAGAGGAACAAGUAAGUGACGGCGAUGAAGAUGGCGAGGACAUGUUGGAUGCGUGUAUUAACAUGGGAAUGGGAAUGCAGACUAACAGAUAUAGACAGUCUCUGAACUCUCAGAAGUCUGUGCAAUCAGAGUCGACGAGCAUCCUAGUGACGUAUCAGAGAAAUUCUAACCCAGCCAGAUUGGAAUCACACGCGACUCCCGUCAAGACGCCUGUCGGUACUUCGAAGAGUAGAACUGCAAUGGAAAUCGUUGCUUCAGACACCGUACAUGUGUAUUGUACGGAGGAUACGCCCGCAGAUAUCUCUCCGGUGGGAUCUCAAUCCAAUCUGUCUGCUCUCUCAAUGCCAAGUGUACAGGAGGAUAUAGAGAAGAUUGUGUGCGAACAAGACAAAUCGGUCGAAAGCGACAGAAAUGACUUGUUUGAUGAAAAUUCCAAUCUUUCGGGCGAAGAUGAGAAAAUAUUGGACGAAUGCAUUCAAUCGGGCAUACCUAAGGCAAGACAAUCAGCUCCACCUUCAACAAACGGCAUUCUGUUUGGUAAAAAAUCUGAAACACUAUCGCAUAAGUUUAACAAGUGCGGUACACCGUCAUCUUCACCCGUUGAGACGAGUCAUGGAAAUAAAAAUUCCAUAUUGAGUCCCAAAUCACCAGGUAGCGCGUCAUUGAGACACCCAGACGAAUUUUCAGACGAUAGCCUGAAUCAUUCAGACGACGAUGCAAUUUUGACGGACUUUAUACAAUCUGCAAUGCCAAAGGCAAGAUUUAAUUUAUCGCCGCCAAUUAGGCCGCCGUUAGUACAAGCUGCGGAAAAUCGUACAACGAUCAGCAUACAGCUGUCAUCCUCCACCUCAUCAACAUUUUAUCAGUCAAGGUAUAUGGAGCAAAAGAAAAGUAUAGUGAAGAAAUUCUUACCUUUCGAAGACAAUGUCGGACUUUCUGAAGAAGAAGAAGAUAUUAUGUUAGCACAAUGUAUUAGGUCUGGUAUGCCAAAAGCAUCAAAUUCCAUGCCGUCUACAACAAUGGCAUCCACAGCCAAAAAACCUGAACCAUCUCUGAAAACUACAGCCAAUUUUCCUAUCCCUUCAGCUUCCUACUUUGCAAACAAGUCUCCUUCUGCCAGGAAUACCGUGCUGUAUUCACCAUCCUUGUAUAAAUCUACGAAUGUCAACACGGCGGAUGUGCGUUUCACUAGAAGCGUAUCCGGCAAUUUUAACCACUUUCCUGGGAAAGCAACAAGCAGUAGUACGGCACAGACCUCCGGGCAAACAUUAAAACACUGUGAUAACGGUACACGCGACAGGAUAAACAAUUCGCCGCAUUGUACUCGAAGAUCACCGCUUCGUCAUACGGAAAGUCAAAACGGUAAUUUCGUUGAUAAUCUGUGUAUGCGAUCUCGCGAUGUAAAGUGCGGGCCGAUGUGUAAUAGAGUCCAAAACGACGACGAGUACACGUGCAAAACUCACAACACAGUGAAAUCCAAUACGGUGCCUUCGCGCCACAGUUCAGGAAGUUCCCUCAGUGAAGAAGGUUCCACGGAGGAAUGGGCGCUGCUAGAAUUGUGUAUCACUUCUGGUAUACCUAGAAGCAAGUGUCAAGUUAAAGGAUCGAAGCCUGAUGAGAAUGCAAUUUCCAACAGUCACGAUGACUGCGAGCCGAUACCGGAGGACAAUUACUCGGUGUGCAGUUACAAUUCUUAUAUUUGUAAGACAUAACAUGCGCGUAUCGCAUAUACUAUGAUAGAGUUUUCUCUCUCUGUCUGACAAUUUGUACAUGCAAUAUUUGCAAAAAAGACUGAAUAUUUUUGUAUCU
Molecule: messenger RNA, 3954 nt
Organism: Vollenhovia emeryi
Lineage: Eukaryota; Metazoa; Arthropoda; Insecta; Hymenoptera; Formicidae
Product: adenomatous polyposis coli homolog
Exons: 8
Coding region: 738-3857 (1039 amino acids)
Biological process (GO): nervous system development; positive regulation of protein catabolic process; cell fate specification
Cellular component (GO): cytoplasmic microtubule; catenin complex; beta-catenin destruction complex
Molecular function (GO): microtubule binding; beta-catenin binding; gamma-catenin binding
Source: RefSeq, a predicted model, not a curated record